Molecule: messenger RNA, 3129 nt
Organism: Oikopleura dioica
Lineage: Eukaryota; Metazoa; Chordata; Appendicularia; Copelata; Oikopleuridae
Source: the annotation of a GenBank genome assembly
AUGUCGGAAGAAAACUCGACAACUACAGAGAAUGGGAGCGAGCCGCUGGGUCGAUCGUCCACGAUUCACCUCGACAUGGUCGACUCGUCCGGGGUAGAAGCGAAUCCGGCUGCUGCUACGGAAGCUUCUGGCGACAUCGUCCACGCCGUCAUCCCUGAAGAGGACGAUCUCAACAUCCCAAUAAACGAACCGCCGGUCAACGGGAAAACAGAAACGAACGCUGGCGGAGACGAAAAUCAAUGGGCCCACUUAGCGAACGCGGUGGUGCCGGCGCCAGAGAAAUACGAGUUCACCGAGUCUUUCCCGUAUUUUAAUAAGCCUGACGAUAUCAUGUACGAGGAGUCUCGAAAUAGACUCCUUCAAUUGGAAGGGCUCGGUACCAACAUGUGGCUCCAGGAUACGGACAUGCACAUGAUUCUUAACAUGCUUCUUGAGGAGAUUCGGGAUAAAAAUGCCUACGUCUUCAGCAUCAAUGCCUGGAAUGCGAUCAGACAGGAAGAUGUAAAGGGCGCAGAUCAGUCAAGGGGCAUCAUGAUCGAGCACAAAGCCGGGAUGGCUUACCGGUAUGAAGAAAUCGUCCGGAAGGUUAUCUGGCUGCCUAGUCGUGGCAAGAGGAGUUAUGCUGAUCGAAGACAGAAACAACAGAAGAUGCUCAAUCUCUUCCAAAAAGACGUCCUCUUUCUGCCUAUUAACCAAGACGCCCAUUGGAGCUUGAUAGUCAUAAACAAGCCAAGACUGAUCAUGCAGAAGCUGUUAGAAGGCGAUUUUGAAAAGGAGGAACCGGAACCUCCUGAAUACAGUGAGAAGCUGUCAGCUGAAGGUAACGAGGUUGCCGAUGCCGUUCUACCCGAAAUGACGAGUCUUGAAUCAGGAGAACCUGAAGACGGUGAGCUCGAAGAAAGCGAGAACGAGAGCGAGCAGGUCGAGAAGAGUGAGGGUAUCUCUCAGAAGCUCAUUCAUCAAGACGGGAUGCUCGACUCAAGCAGCGACGAAGAGGUCCCAGAAUCUCCCCGUGAGGGCGAAACUAACGACUCUGGUGCGAACGAGUCGCCUGAGAAGACUGGAGAUGCGCUAGACGACGAUAGUCCAGUUAGUGAUGAGGCUGCUGCUGCGGAACUCUCUGGUCUAUCGCUGAAUGAGGCUGACAGCAUCGCGAAUGGUCAGGAUGAGGAAGAAGUUAAUCCAGAGCGCGAACUUCCCUACGACCGAAUUCCGGAGAUGAGCGACGAGGAGGAAGAAGACGAAUCGUCUUAUGAUGAGGAGGAUGAUGAGGAGGAACAGUCUGAGACUGACGAAGAAAAGUUUGAACGAUUUCACGACGAAGUUGGCCAGAGAGAGAAAGAAUAUUUAUGUCCGUCAGAAGACGAGCCAGGAAUCUACCUGCUCUGCUCGGGGUACGCGCCAGAUUGGUUCGAGAAGGUUGAAGUGGCAUGCGAGUUUUUGACUUCUGCAUUCUUGGACAGAGACAAUGAGGCUCUUCGUGAGGACCAAGACAGGCUGAUUGAUGAAGGGAUUCUCGAGUUAGACGAAAACGCCGAGGACAACAGGCAAAGGUUGCGUAUCGUCAACGGUGGCCGAAAGCCUUCCAUCUACUUCUGCAACAAGACGAGGUUGGAACGCAGCUUGUCGAGAUAUCCCCACCCCUGCAACCGUUGCUACAACAUGGAUCCAUGCCUCCACAAGCAAUUACUUCCUUUCAAGUACGGAAGACCACGAGGUCCCCACCAAGCGAAUGACUUCGACUGUGGCCCAUUCACACUCUUCUACAUCCGGAGGUUUUUCGACAAGGACAGGCCAUUGUUGGACUCACACCCCGACAAGCUGAAGAAAUGGUUCACACUCCGUGACCUAUUCGCCUUCAAGUACGAGUGCCGGCGUUAUUUCGACAAACUCGUCGGCGUCCCUGAUCGCGAACCUGUAAACCAGCAGGGGCUAGCCGCCAGAUACGGCUACAUUGACGACUUCGAUGAAGCUGUGAAACUUUGGGCCGAAGAAGCGAAAGCCGCAAAACAGCAAGGAGUCAAUUCACCAGCUACAAAUGCUCCUUCCGACUCAGAAGAUACUCCAGCGGAAAAUGGUGCUCCCGUGGAUGAUUCCGCCGAUGAUGGACACAAUGGCGACUCUACCCGAGAAAACGGUGUCCACGAAGACCCUCAAGCAGAUAAGAGCGAAAUAGUGAAGAAUCAGGAGGAGGGUGAAAUCGUGGAUCAGAAGGAUGAAGUAAAACGAGACGAGAAUGCGAUGGAGGUCGAUACAAACGACACCCCACCUGAAGUAUCACCCAACUAUUCUGAAGCUCAAGAGCUUCCCAUCCCUGCUCCGAACAUCGUCGCCGAAAAGACAGGGGACAAGCUCGAGCCAGCUGCAGAGCAACAGGGCGCUUUCGAUCUUGAGCCUGCAAGUAGCGAGCUCCCGACACGAAGAUCCAGUCGGCGGCUUUCGUCAACACCGCAGUACGUCUACAACAAGCGAAAACCGCGUCCCAAGACGCCCGGUACUCCCCGAAGAGGCUCCGAACUCGACACUUCUUCUCUGGAGUCAACCCCUCUAUUAGGAGUCGACCUUAAGAGGUCUAUUCGAUCUCCGGUUAAACGAAAAGGUUCGGCUGAAGAAUCUAUGAUGAAUGAUCGCCAAGCCGCUAUUGCGCUGUAUCAUUCGAUCAAUCAGCGGGCAACGCGAACAGCAAAAUCGAAAGCUGUCGCGGUAAUCCCAACCAAAAUCGACCCACGAGCUACAACUACGCCAAGCCGAGGAAACCGUCGAUCGCGAGCUUCUACUCUCACGACUCCUGUGCCUGCAGAGCGCACCGUCAAGCGCAAGAUUGAGAAAGACUCUAAAGACGAUGCCGCAAAGAACAAACGCCGCAAGACCACCAGCGACGUUCCUGAUGCGCCCAAGUCCCGACGAACUCCAGCAAGAAGGGGUCCCAAUCGUCGAAAGACGAUGUCUUCAGGCGCAGAGCCCAAGCCUGAGCCUUGGACAGGCGAAACUUCUGGCUGGACCCUCAUCGCCGAAAUGUCGUCGUCUUUUUAUGAGUUUCGGGUAUACGGACGUUAUCCUCCUCAUCGCCCCGGUACCCCACCUGCCCAGAACACUCCUAGAAGGUCCACUCGAAAAAGCGUCCGAUAG